Molecule: messenger RNA, 1492 nt
Organism: Cryptomeria japonica (Japanese cedar)
Lineage: Eukaryota; Viridiplantae; Streptophyta; Pinopsida; Cupressales; Cupressaceae
Product: nudix hydrolase 14, chloroplastic
Exons: 9
Coding region: 145-1248 (367 amino acids)
Biological process (GO): ribose phosphate metabolic process; nucleoside phosphate metabolic process
Molecular function (GO): ADP-glucose pyrophosphatase activity; ADP-ribose pyrophosphatase activity
Source: RefSeq, a predicted model, not a curated record
UUGUUCUAGAUAAAGACGGGAACGGAAGCCAGGUGGGCAUGUUGUUUCGUUAAAAUAUCAUUUUGUUGGCUUUUAAAGUUCACAGAGCCCAAGAAAAAGAGGGAAUGUGUGAACUGCAGAAACUAUCUGCGUAGAAGGAAGGGAAUGUUUUCAGCUUGUUCUCUUCCGCCUUUUUCCAGAGCAAGUUGGGGAAGGUUCUUGGGUGUUUCUGCCAGUCGCACUUGUGUUUUUGUAACAUUUCAGGAUCCAAGGAAGGGAAAGCUUUCUAAUACAAAAUUUUCACAUACUUCUGCAACUUGUGCAUACUGGAGAUCAUCACCUGUGUCACUUGAUCUCAGACUUAGCUUCAAGAAGUCUGAAAACCAAGUAUUGAGUACUUUCCAAGCAUUGUUUUUUAAGGAACGUAAGUUGGUAAGAGGAAUGGCCUCUCAAGAACCUCCACAUGAACCAUUAAGCACAGAUGAAACAAGUCCAUCAACACUCUAUCUUACAGUUAAUGGGAAUUCAGUUGAAGUCGUAGCAGCUCCUGGAGUAACAGAUUCGGAGUUAAGGAAAGCGUUUGAUUCUAUUUUAUUCAAGCAAUGGGAAAAGAAUAUGCAAAGUGAGAGAGGCAUUCUGAUGCUUAAUAGAUGCUCUCUAAAUAAAGUACUGAUUCAGGGAGUAGACAUGUUUGGAGAACGUGUUGGGUUUCUGAAGUUCAAGGCUGAGGUUGUGGAUAAAGAAACAGGAUCAAAGCUUCCAGGUAUUGUGUUUGCUCGAGGUGGGGCAGUUGCUGUCUUGAUGAUCUUGGAUUGUGGCAGGGAGUCUUUUGUAGUGCUCACAGAGCAGGCAAGAGUUCCUGUUGGGAAAACAAUUCUUGAGCUGCCAGCUGGUAUGCUCGAUGAUGAUAAAGGAGACUUUGUGGGCACUGCUGCUCGUGAGGUUGAAGAAGAAACUGGAAUACAUGUGAAUUUGAAAGAUCUAGUUAACCUUACUGCUUUUCUGGAUCCUUCAACAGGCAACAAGAUGUUUCCUUCUCCGGGUGGAUGUGAUGAAGAAAUCUCUUUAUUAUUGUAUAGGACCCAUGUGAAAAAAGAGGUUAUAGACGCUUUGCAUGGGCAAGAAACAGGCCUUCGUGAUCACGGUGAAUUAAUAAAAUUGCAUGUAGUACCCUAUACAACACUUUGGCGUGUAACUGCAGAUGCAAAGGCUCUUGCUGCAAUUACAUUAUAUGAAAUGGCCAAGAGAGAAGGUCUUUUGCCUCAAUAGAAUACAAUUGAGUUGCCCGGUUUAUGGUUGUGUAUUGGGCCACAUAAUCCUUUUGUGAAUGUAACGUGAUAGAUACCCUAUUAAUAUUUUUUUGCGUAUCUAUGAAGCUGUUGAUUGGUGCAUUCUUGUCUAUACAUUUUUUAUUUAGUUGAAUAUUGACGGGAAGACACAAUGAAACAUGACAACAUAGUGAUAUUAUAUAAACCGUGAAUUAUUUCUGAAGAUAUCUCAUUCUGAAUUUUCA